CAGAUUCAGUCGCAACGCGAAUAUUUUUGGCUUUUUCACUCAAUUCAAAAGUGUCGAUCGAGCCCCACGCAUUUCAUUCACACGUACCUAUAAUGAGUUUUUAAUUAUUUAUCUAACACGAGUGGGCAGCGAUAUUUUUCAGUGUUUAUCAGUCCUUGGUUGACCAAAAUAAUACUAGCUGUGUCUGAGUAUAAUGCAUAUCUCGUUAAUAUACUAGUUUAGUUUCGUUCAAAUACACUACAACACCCCACUUCAUCGUAUUCCUAGUUUGUAUAUUACAUUUUAAAUAAAACUGAUGAAACCAACUUUCAUUCGGAUUAGUUUAAUCUUACAAUGUUUUCAUUUACAAUUCACAAUUGUGUCCAACGUUCCAAAUUUGUUUUUAUGUAUUUUUAAUUACUCGGUCAAAAUCGGCAAUAACUUUUUAAUAAUUACUUCAUGAACAUAGACAAUUAACCGUUUCGAAGUCGUUAAUUUUCGUCAUUUUUCGCGAACUUAAAAGACAUGAGAAUAGCUGAAUUAUAUAAAUAUUGAUACAUUUAUGCAAAAUUCGUAUAUUCUCGAGCAUAUAAAUGAGCUACGGCUUGUUUUAAGUCGACGUUUUCUGUUUGAGAUUUCGUUGUAUUUUUUUUGCGAGGAAUUAUGAAUUAUUGAAACAAAUUACAGUUUAUUAAAUAUUUAUGACAUAUACACAGGAUCAUUACGUGUUUUCAUUUUCAAUAUUGUAAUUUCGAUUUCCAAAAUCAAAGCGUUUUUUAAAAGAGGUGGGCAAAAGUUUAAACGCUUUAGUCCGAAAAAGAAGUUACGAAGUGUAGGCCAGUUUUUUAGGCGGGAAAUUAUAUUAACAUGACGGGAAAAGAGAAUGAGAAUUCCGAAUUUCGGAGUUUUGCAAGUAAGAUUAUGAAUGGCGCAAUAGCUGGAACUAUUGGCGUCACUUCAACAUUUCCACUGGAUCUUGCCAAGACUAGGCUCCAGAACCAACACAAUGGUUCAAAAAGAAUUUAUAAGAACUUAGUUGAUUGUCUGGCAAAAGUGUGCAGAAUAGAAGGCGUAAAGGGAUGUUAUAGAGGAUUGUUGGUUAAUGUUCUGCUUGUGAACCCGGAGAAAGCAAUCAAGCUUGCUGUCAACGACCAAGCAAGACAAAUCAUGGGGGGUAAAAGUAAAACUUUACCUCUACAUUGCGAAAUGUUAGCAGGGGCUGUCGCUGGACUUUGCCAAGUAAUUAUUACAACACCAAUGGAGAUGUUAAAGAUACAAAUGCAAGUUUCUGGAAAAACAGCUGUCAAGUCUAUCGUUCCAAACACCGUGAAGCCUCUGUUGACAGCCAAGCUGCAUACUGCUGCAAAGAAAAGCAAUGUCUUCACAACAAGAGCUAAUAUCUCUGCCUUGUCUUUGACCAGAGAUCUAUUGCAGACGAAAGGAAUUACAGGAAUAUACCGCGGCUUGGGGGCUACACUGUUAAGGGACAUACCUUUUUCCUGCCUUCAUUUUACAAUCUAUUCUCAUCUCAACUUCUUGGGUUAUGGUCCGAAUGGUGAAAAAUCUAGCACCUUACACUCCUGCGCCUCCGGUCUAGCCUCCGCACUGAUCAGCGCCUUAGCCGUUACACCAUGUGACGUCAUAAAAACAAGACUUCAAGUCCUUCCCAGCGGGUAUAGCGAACCUAGAUACCUGGGAAUCCGAGACUGCGCUACACAGAUAUACAAACACGAGGGGCUUGGAUCCUUCUUUAAGGGGGCUGUGCCACGUAUAAUGGUUAUAGCCCCUUUAUUUGGCAUCGCGCAAGCUGUUUACAACUUUGAAGUCUCCCAAAGGUUGAUCGAAGUCUACAAAUCAUACUGAGGGAAUACAAAUUCAAAUGGGUAUUUAUUUAACCGUCGGGGGCGGUUGUACGGAAACUGGAUAACGCAAGCAACCUUAACAAGCGGAUCUCUUCAACUGUUGUAAAAAUACUUCAAAAACAAUAAAACAACGAAACUAACAGAUAAUAAAGAAACAUUCUUUCUCAGCUUUCGUACAACCGAUCCCUGGGUCGUUUGGGUGGGAUUUUUUUACUAGGGUAACGGGCAGUGUUAUCUUUAUUUAUAGUCAAUGUAGCAAUAAAAAAGUUACCUUAAAUUUUCGGGGAAGGAGAAUACUGCCCUUUCUGCGGCCCUGUUUACUACAUUAACUGACAAACUUGCAUACUGUCAAGAGAUGUACUCGUGUACAGUCAAUUCAUAAAAGAUUGUCGCUUGAAAAUCGUCUUAAACAUGCGGUGCACACGAAUGAUGGUUGGCAAUCUAUUUUGAACCUAAAUUGGAUUAAUUAAUUAGCGUCGUUAACUAAUCGUUCAAAAUCACGUAAGCAUGGUUAUUUUCUCCUCCGUAAUAUAACUAAUCUAUCCUAUCAUGCAUUGCUUGCCCGAUGUGUCUGGUUUUCAGGAUAACACUUUUUGAAUUCACUGUACACCGCGUUAACUAUUAUUUCACUGAUUUUUGAGCCCCAUUUACACUACACUCGAUUUUUUGGUACGGCACGGCUAAAAUUGGCACCCGU
This is a messenger RNA of Dendronephthya gigantea, 2538 nucleotides long. Its product is annotated as mitochondrial glutamate carrier 2-like. The coding region runs from base 847 to 1842 and encodes 331 amino acids. The record is from RefSeq and is a predicted model, not a curated record. Gene Ontology annotation, molecular function: L-glutamate transmembrane transporter activity; L-aspartate transmembrane transporter activity. Gene Ontology annotation, biological process: malate-aspartate shuttle; L-glutamate transmembrane transport; aspartate transmembrane transport. The transcript is spliced from 9 exons. NCBI's taxonomy places the organism in Eukaryota, Metazoa, Cnidaria, Anthozoa, Malacalcyonacea, Nephtheidae.